Messenger RNA from Wyeomyia smithii (pitcher-plant mosquito), 1559 nucleotides. RefSeq names its product cilia- and flagella-associated protein 45. NCBI's taxonomy places the organism in Eukaryota, Metazoa, Arthropoda, Insecta, Diptera, Culicidae. The transcript has a single exon. The record is from RefSeq and is a predicted model, not a curated record. Bases 135 to 1499 code for a protein of 454 amino acids.
UACAACUUUAGUUGUUGGUUUACCGCAGGAAGGAAUAGCAUGUGCCGAUAGACCGCAGUCUGAUUUCAGUCUCUAUUCCUUAUUAAAAAACUAGUUAUUAGAACCAUUCGUGGAAUUAAUCAUCAACAGCAAAAAUGGCCUCGUACGUUAUGGUAUGGCCAAAGCAAGAAUAUCAAACGCUUAAAACCAAAGCAAAGCUAAAAACAAUGGAUCAACAACUGGCGGAGUUCAAGCGUAAUGAGUUGGAGAAAAAAAACAUGUUGGAUGAAUCGGAGAGGCGAAAGAAAGAGCUGCAGGAUAUCGAUCGUGGGCAUCAAACCAAGUGCGGAACCUCAGGGGAUAUACCGGACACAGAGUUUGACGGUUCGGCUCGUAAAAUCACUGACAGAGCCUUCAUCGCAAAACAAGAGCAAGAGGAAGAGGUCAAACGUGCUAACAGAAUAAUAUUAGCCGCUAAAUGCCAUAUCAUACGGGACGCGCAAAUAGCUGAAAAGCAGGAAAUAGAACGGGAGCUAAAAGCGGAAGAGUUACGACUGGAGAAAAUGAUGCUGGAGGAGAACGAAAAGGCGCUGAGAGAAGAGGAAAAAAAGCGACAACAGAACAAAUUAGAAACUGUUCAGAAUGCCGAACAAAUACGAAAGCAAUUGUUGUUUAAAGAAAGAGAAAAAUAUAAAACUGCGGAGAGAAUCGAAGAAGAGGCUCGUGUGUUGAAGCAAGCUCAGCUUGCCAUAUCCAUCGAAGAGAAGCGCAAAGAAAAGGAAAAAGCUGAUCGAAGAAUCCAGAUCCGUAAUGAUUUGAAGAAAGCCUACGAACUAUCGGCUCACUAUAAGCAGCUGGAAUUCGAGGAACAACGAAUCGCAGAGCUCAAAGUUCAGGAAUAUACCCGACAACGUAACGAGCGUCAGAUGAAACUGUUGAUGGAGAAAAAAAUAUCCGAAGAUGUUAAAGAGCGCAAACAAGAUCGAAUGCUUAAAAUUCAACAAAAACUGCUCGCAACUAAGUCAGCCAAAAAUGACAUGGAUUUGCGCAGGGGCCAGGAACAAGUGGAACGCGAGUUCAGACGGCGUGAGAAGGAAGUUGCACGCAAAAAACGUAAGAUGGAACAACAUAUUGCCGAUGCACGUGCCGCACAGCUGGAAGCUGUGAAAACCGAAAGAGCUAUGCAGAUUGCUCGAGACGAGCAGGAUCACCGCAAAUCGGUGGAAAAAUUUAAACAGGAGGAACAGAGGGAGGAGGAAAAUAAGAGAAAAAAGCAGCAACAUCGGGAAAAAUACCGGGCAGACAUAAUACGACAAAUCGAUCAAAAGGAGAAGGAAUUGCGCGAACUGGAACGAGCUGCAAAGAAGGAACACGCCGCUAUGCAAGAGGCUGCGAAGAAACGAGAACAGCUAAUCAUCUCAACAAUCGCUAACAAAAUCAAAAUAAUGAAUGAAAGUAGAGUUCCGGCGCGUUUUAUAACAGACCUGGAGCGACAAUUGAAACUUAUUAAAGUAGAUUAAUUUUAACGAAUGCCUUCAUAAUUCGGAUGCUAAUAAUUUAAAAUUAUCAAUUCUACUUGU